Hemiscyllium ocellatum (epaulette shark) is the source of this 1161-nucleotide messenger RNA. Its product is annotated as histidine-rich glycoprotein-like. The transcript is spliced from 2 exons. The coding region runs from base 1 to 1161 and encodes 386 amino acids. NCBI's taxonomy places the organism in Eukaryota, Metazoa, Chordata, Chondrichthyes, Orectolobiformes, Hemiscylliidae. The record is from RefSeq and is a predicted model, not a curated record.
AUGUCCCACCACCAAGAGUGGCUCAGCGGCACCAUUACUGAUCGAGCUAGUCGGGUCCUAACGGACAUCACUGCUAGACUGGGUCUGCAGCAGGUGGUGAUGAAAUCAAGACCACCACAUCAGGAGGCCACCACACCGAGAGCCAGCCACACCGAGAGCCAGCCACACCGAGACCACCACACCGAGAGCCAGCCACACCGAGAGCCAGCCACACCGAGAGCCAGCCACACCGAGACCACCACACCGAGAGCCAGCCACACCGAGACCACCACACCGAGAGCCAGCCACACCGAGACCACCACACCGAGAGCCAGCCACACCGAGAGCCAGCCACACCGAGACCACCACACCGAGAGCCAGCCACACCGAGAGCCAGCCACACCGAGACCACCACACCGAGACCACCACACCGAGAGCCAGCCACACCGAGAGCCAGCCACACCGAGAGCCAGCCACACCGAGAGCCAGCCACACCGAGACCACCACACCGAGACCACCACACCGAGAGCCAGCCACACCGAGAGCCAGCCACACCGAGAGCCAGCCACACCGAGACCACCACACCGAGAGCCAGCCACACCGAGACCACCACACCGAGAGCCAGCCACACCGAGAGCCAGCCACACCGAGAGCCAGCCACACCGAGACCACCACACCGAGAGCCAGCCACACCGAGACCACCACACCGAGAGCCAGCCACACCGAGACCACCACACCGAGAGCCAGCCACACCGAGAGCCAGCCACACCGAGACCACCACACCGAGAGCCAGCCACACCGAGAGCCAGCCACACCGAGAGCCAGCCACACCGAGACCACCACACCGAGACCACCACACCGAGAGCCAGCCACACCGAGAGCCAGCCACACCGAGACCACCACACCGAGACCACCACACCGAGACCACCACACCGAGACCACCACACCGAGAGCCAGCCACACCGAGACCACCACACCGAGACCACCACACCGAGACCACCACACCGAGACCACCACACCGAGAGCCAGCCACACCGAGACCACCACACCGAGAGCCAGCCACACCGAGACCACCACACCGAGACCACCACACCGAGAGCCAGCCACACCGAGACCACCACACCGAGAGCCAGCCACACCGAGACCACCUUACCAGCUGACAGUCCAAGCCUGCCAUUCUGA